AUAAUUACAGUGGCCCGUCACUAGGCAGUAUAAUGUGUGACUGGCCAAUGGUCUUUUUCUUGGCCUAGAAGGGCGCAGGGAGCUGAAGGUAACCGAGUGGCAGCGAUCGAGUCCCGGCGAAGUCUGUCGCGGAGUCACCGUGAAAAACACCAACAGCCACAAAAUGCCGAAUAAAACUAAAAAGGAAAAGGAGCCAACCAAAUCUGCCAAAAGUAGCACUAAAAACAGUAAUGCCACUAGUGGGAAAGACACAGGAACUGAAAAUGCAGAUGAGGCGCAGCAGCAGCAAACUGCCAGCAAGCGUCCCAGCAACAGCACCCCACCACCCACUCAGCUCAACAAGAUCAAAUACUCUGGCGGUCCCCAGAUCGUCAAGAAGGAGCGUCGCCAGAGUUCGUCACGAUUCAACCUCGCCAAGAACAGAGAGCUGCAGAAGCUUCCUGCCCUCAAAGAUGCACCCCUUAUUGACCGGGAGGAGCUGUUUGUGCAGAAGCUGCGGCAGUGCUGCGUGCUCUUUGACUUUGUCACGGACCCUCUGAGCGACCUGAAGUACAAGGAGGUGAAGCGUGCUGGCCUGAAUGAGAUGGUGGAGUACAUCACGCACAACCGCGAUGUGGUCACCGAGUCCAUCUACCCAGAGGGUGUGAUCAUGUUUUCAAUCAACUUGUUCAGGACCCUACCACCAUCCUCCAACCCCACAGGGGCUGAGUUUGACCCAGAGGAGGACGAGCCCACACUGGAGGCUGCCUGGCCACACCUACAGCUGGUGUAUGAAUUCUUCUUACGAUUCCUGGAGUCCCCUGAUUUCCAGCCUAAUGUCGCUAAAAAAUACAUUGACCAAAAGUUUGUACUGUCUCUCCUGGAGCUGUUCGACAGUGAAGACCCCAGGGAGCGGGACUUCCUGAAGACCAUCCUCCACAGGAUCUACGGCAAGUUCCUGGGCCUCCGGGCCUACAUCCGCAGGCAGAUCAACAACAUAUUCUACAGGUUUAUAUAUGAAACGGAGCAUCACAAUGGAAUCGCAGAGCUCUUAGAAAUCUUAGGAAGCAUAAUCAACGGCUUUGCCCUGCCAUUGAAAGAGGAGCACAAAAUGUUUCUGAUCCGAGGGCUGCUGCCGCUUCACAAAGUGAAGUCACUCAGCGUCUACCACCCCCAGCUGGCAUAUUGCGUUGUGCAGUUCUUGGAAAAGGACAGCAGUCUAACUGAACCGGUGAUCAUGGGCCUGCUGAAGUUCUGGCCUAAGACCCACAGCCCCAAAGAGGUGAUGUUCCUCAACGAGCUGGAGGAGAUCCUGGAUGUCAUCGAGCCCUCUGAGUUCGUCAAGAUCAUGGAGCCGCUGUUCAGACAGCUGGCCAAGUGUGUGUCCAGUCCACACUUCCAGGUGGCAGAGAGGGCGCUGUACUACUGGAACAACGAGUACAUUAUGAGCCUGAUCAGCGACAACGCAGCCAAGAUCCUCCCCAUCAUGUUCCCUGCUCUCUACAAGAACUCCAAGAGCCACUGGAACAAGACAAUCCAUGGGCUGAUCUACAACGCCCUGAAGCUCUUCAUGGAGAUGAACCAGAAGCUGUUUGAUGACUGCACCCAGCAGUACAAGGCUGAGAAACAGAAAGAGAAGUGCAAGCUGAAGGAGCGUGAGGAGGUCUGGCACAAGAUAGAGGAGCUGGCCAAGCAUAACCCACAGGUUGCCAACCUCCGACCUGGUCUCCACCCACAAGAAGAGUACAUGAUGUACAAUGAGAGUCCGGGAGGGGUGCCCUUGUACUCCAUGGAGACGGAGACGCCAACUGCUGAGGACAUUCAGCUGCUGAAGAAGACUGUCGAGACAGAGGCCACACAGGUACAACUACCAGCACACUCACAGGGGAUGAAGGACAUCAAGAAAGACAAGGUGAUGAUCCGGAGGAAGUCGGAGCUGCCGCAGGACGUGUACACUAUAAAAGCCCUGGAGCAGCACAAGAGAGCGGAGGAGUACCUGACGGCCAACGAGGAGGCCCUCUGACCAGGGAGCAGUGGCACCCCCUGCACCUAACCCCCCCCCCCCCCGUGUCGCAUCCAACCAGUCACCUGAUUUACGCCCCCUCUUCUCCUCCGCUUCUCCCCCUCCACUCCUUCAUCUCUGCCGGAGAUCCCCAUCUGCAGAAAACCAGGGCCAUCACAGAGACGGACAAGUACACACAUAUGCGCACAUAUAGGAACAUACAGACCUACAAUAGUUCCAGCUUGCACAGAGAUGCAUACAUACUUGACUACAGUGGGCCGAUCAUUAGGUUGCACAAGGACAACAAUAACACAACAGUAGUAUUAAGUGUAAGCAUCCGUGAAGCAUGUUUCUUUGUUUCCUUUUUGGAACCCAGCAUUACCUAUAGAGGGCAGUAGAUUGUGAUUGAUUCUCUUGCUAGCUUGCCUGGAGUGAGAGGGUGUGGGUAAUCUGAAUGGUUUGGUGGAUGAUGAGGCCAUGCUUUAGUCUAGCCGGAAGUCUAGUGAAAGUAGUGGUUCUGCUCUGUAAAAACCCCUAGCUGUCAGGUCAUGCCCAGGCAACAUAGUAAAUGUUGAGGAAGCGAAGUCUGUGACACAAAGCUUACAAUACAAUUUAGUAGUGCUGAGCUAUUAACCAAAAUGUUUUUUAAACAACUAAUUGACCGAUAUCGGUUCUAUUAUUUGAAUUCCAUUUCUUUAGAUUUUUUUCUGUAAGCUCAAGUGUGUAGUUUUUCUAGAGAAAUCAUUUCAAACCCAGACUGUACGAUAUGGUAGGGAGUUGCAGUUGCCAACAGGCCAGUAUUCUACAUAGUUUAGCAUGGAAAAUGUGGUAAUUACCUACAAUGACCAUAAUUCACUGAAAAUACAUGAUCUAAGUAAUUGAUAGUUGGUAUUCAGCAGUCAUAAAAGUAUGCCUUAUUUACUUUGAAGAACUAUUAAAAUAUUAAUUUUGUCAGACAGCAUAGCUCUAUAGGGAUGAGAUUAUGACUUAGAAUGAAAUAAUAAAGUAAUCAAAUAAAACAAAUGUAAUACACACAACUGAAAUAUUUUAUUAAAGUAAUGUGAAUAAAUUAUGGUUAAUAAGUGAUAAGCAGCACUGGGCAGUCAUUGCCAUCAUGGGACUUUUAUUAAUUCUUUUUAUUCUGUGUUACAGCAUUCAACAAACUAGUUCUGAGGAUUAGUGCUUUUUGAAUUUUGGUUUCGAUUAUUUAUUUAAAUAUUAAAUUAAUUUUGAAAUAAUUACAUUGCAAUGAUUUUAGAGCUUUUUGAUGGAAAUUCCAAACAUUAAAUUGCCAAAACAUUGAAAAUAUUCCAGUGUCUUGACAUCAAUAAAAAAUAGGACAUUUCUAUGAAAUAAUAAAAUAUUUCAGUUUUUAUUUGAUUACUUGAUUAUUUUACUUUACUUUAUUAUUUUUAAUUCCUUAGAAUCAUCAUCUCAUCUCUGCUCAGGCUAGUGUUAUCUAUGUGCUCCCCAUACUGUACUCUCUUCAGUCAUCUUAUAUAGCUAGCCUGCCUAAAGUAUGCUUCAGAACUGACUGGCAAAAUAUAUUUUUUUACUAGUUCUUCAAAGUAGAUAAGGCAUACUUUCACGAACUGUCUCUGUCCCUCUCAUUGUUUUGUUCUGUACAUUCCUCUCUCUUAAAAGUGUAUCCGUCCAGAGAUCCCUAACAAUGUCAUUGUCCCAAAGGCGGGAAAGCAGACGACAAGCGUUGGUUCAAAAUAUUGGGCAGAUUUUGGCGACAGUGAAACCUUACAUUCCGCCUCUUCCUCUCUGAUCCGUCUCUGUCCGAGCUGGAAAAAACAGGUGCAAUUGAUUGUGGUUAUUGUAGUUAAUUACCACGUUUCUGCAAUGAACUCGGUUGAACAUUUGCUUAAGAAAAACUACAACUCUCUUCAUCCCAGCGUCCCACAUAGUUCUUGACUUGAGUUCUCUCGUGAAUGAUUUGAUUUCCCACUAGGGCUCACAAAGAACUGUAAUUGAACUGAUGCCGGUCAAUUAGUUGAUUAAUAACCGGAGAGAAAAAAAUGAAAUGUUGGUUAAUCGCUCAGCACAACAACCCACAUAAUGUAUAGAGCAUUUAAACCGUGAUUAUUUUUUCAUAACCAAACCAACCUCAAAAAGCACUAAUCGUUCAGCACUACAACUUAGACAAGGCAAUUAAAUAAAAUGAGAGAGCACUAGGAAUCAAGAUGGCUGACUUUAUCUUAAUUUAAUUAUUUACUCUAUGUCAGUCUCUUCCAUGAGACUGUUUUGCUCACGUUUUAGUACUGUAAUUGUAUCUUCGUCACCUCUUUGCAGAGUAAAAUCAUGGCCUUACACCGUCUGUUGAAUUGCAUUUUCCCUGUUGAUUAGUCAUAUGCUAAUAACAUGAUUGUAAUCCUGAUGAUUGGUUUAUUUCAGAAUCCAUGAAAAAACAAUAACUUAGUUCAGACCUAGCUGCUCACAUGAAUUGUGUAGGUUUGUGUUUUUGUUUUGAUCUGUUUUUGAGUGCGUUUUGUAGUUCACAAAACUGGCUUUUGAAAAGCACUUAAAGAUAAAAAAAAACGUGAUAUAUUAGCAAUUGUCCGUACAAGAGAAUGAGUUGACAAAUGUCUCAGCUUGUAAUAGAACUGUAAAAUGUUUCUUGUAUUUUUUAUAAUUAGAGGUGUAGCUCAAAAACGAAUCAUGUCACUGUGUCAAAAAGAAACCUCCGAAAAUAAUUCCGUUAGAUAGAAUGUCAGGUUAAUAUUGUCCUCAAGAGGUUGGUCUUUAGGAAAAGCAACCAUUAACUGGUGCAGAAUUAGUCCAUCCUUUCUCCGUUUUCUCAAAGAUAACCUUCUUGCUCUGUCUACAGACUCUUGACUGCCAUGAUUGUUAUCCCAACUCAUUCAUUCCUUCCGUCAAAUUCAUGUUAAUAUGUUUAUUAAUAUUUCUGGCCCAAUGGUUAAUGUCGCCUCAGCCUCUAAUUAUUCCUCUCUAGCCUUCUUCUUGCCUUUCGUUUUUUAAUUUGUUUUUUAGUGGAUUUAUACUGAACAAAAAUAUAAACGGAACGUGUAACAUUUUCAAAGAUUUUACUGAAUUACAGUUCAUAUAAGGAAAUCAGUCAAUUGAAAUAAAUUCAUUAGGCCCACUAAUCUAUGGAUUUCACAUGACGGGGAAUACUGGGAAUCUAUUAGUCACAGAUACAUUUAAAAAAUGUAGUGGCGUGGAUCAGAAAGGUGAUGGCAGCGGUUGAAUGGCACGACAAUGAGCCUCACGAUCUAUUCACCGUAUCUCUGUGCAUUCAAAUUGCCACCGAUAAAAUGCAAUUGCGUUCAUUGUCCGUAGCUUAUGCCUGCCCAUACCUUAACCCCACCGCUACCAUUGGGCACUCUGUUCACAACGUUGACAUCAGCAAACCGCUCACCCACACGAUGCCAUACACGUGGUCUGCGGUAGUGAGGCCGGUUGGAUGUACUGCCAAAUUCUCUAAAAUUACUUUGGAGGCAGCUUAUGGUAGAGAAAUGAACAUGGAAUUCUCCGGCAACAGCUCUGGUGAACAUUCCUGCUGUCAGCAUGCCAAUUGCACGCUCCCUCAACUUAAGACAUCUGUGACAGUAUGUGACAAAACUGCACAUUUUAGUGGCAUUUUAUUGUCCCCAGCACAAGGUGAACCUGUGUAAUAGUCUUGCUGUUUAAUCAGCUUCUUGAUAUGCCACACCUUUCAGGUGGAUGGAUUAUCUUGGAAAAGGAGAAUGCUCACUAACAGAGAUGUAAACAAAUUUGUGCACAAAAUUUGAGAGAAAUAAGCUUUUUGUUAGUGUGAAACAUUUCUGGGAACUUUUAUUUCAGCUCACGAAACAUGACUAACACUUUACACGUUGCAUUUAUAUUUUUGUUCAGUGUAUGUUUCUUGAAAAUGCUCCUCUGUUGAGUCAGCCUCAUUGUAGAAAGGUAAGGGUUGUUUCAGUUCAAGUGUAGGGAAUCUCUAAGAAAUAACCUAUUUCGUUUUCUCUUCCUCCAAACCGGCUUGAUUCAAUAGGUCUCUGUCGUAGAUUGCGUUCUAUUGUUUCUUUCAGGCACUCAAGCAAAGUGCACUUUGUAUUGUGCACUUCCACACACAAUUAAUCCUCCUUAAAGGACUAUCUACAGAUGAAAAAAGAUACUUGCCUCACUAAUUAGGCACAAUAAUUAUGUUGGAAAAAGGAAAGCCUGUGGGUACCGUUCCAAAUAUUUGUGUUACGGUAUAUUGUAAUGUAUAUUGCUUAGGGUUGCAACCCCUUGUCCUGUAGGUUCAUCCCAAUUACCCCCCCCCCCCCUUUGUUUUUUUACCACUUGCUGUACGAUGUCAUAAUUUCUUUGUAAGGGUCUCUUCUAUUGUUUGAGCUUCCUGUCAAUCACUCCAACAGUGGGGAACAACUCCCUCUAUGGCUGCUGGGCAAAGUGACUCGCCAUCUCACCCAGGCAAUCUCUUGAACUGCAUUGUUGGUUAAAGGGCUUGUUCGUAAGCAUUUCACAGUGAAGUCUACACCUGUUGUAUUCCGCGCAUGUGACAAAUAAAAUUUGAUUUCCUUAGUGAAAAGUUGGCUGCCAAUGUUUCCUCCCCGACAGUAAUGUCAAGAGCAGUCUUAAUCCAAGCUAUCUGGAGCUGUUUAUUAUAUGAUCUCAAUUUCCUUAUUUAAAUCCAUUUAUCCUUACACUUAAAUAAAUGUAUCUUGUACUGUGCUCAGUUUUCAAAGUAGCGAUAACCUCUACACUCACCCUGCGUGGAACAAAUCUCAUCGGCUCAGAUAGCAGACAAGAUUUGGCAAAUCCAAAGAACCAUUCUCUGAAUUGUAUUUUCUGGUGAGGCUUGAAAAAGUUCUGUGCAUGAGACGUUUCUAUAUAAUUUAAAAUAUUAGUUCAUAAUAAAAUGAAUGUAACUGUUCUCUUACCUGACUGAACAAGGCACAUACAUUCCUAUUGACCAUGCUUCUAAAAGGUACUUGUUGAGACAUUCCAGACUCGCCAAGAGGUAGCAUUGUUACUGUACACAAAAUGCCAUUGCUGGGUGUCAAGUGAUGACAUGGAACUGUGCUUAGUUUGUCCAGCAGCCACACAAACUGAAGAUUACAUUUUGAAGCAAAGGGUCUUGCUCCACUCCCUUGUCCAGUUCUGACACUAAUCUUAAAUUGCCUUCCAGGUCAUAUGUACAUAGGUUGUACUUUAAUUAGUUAGAGCAUUACAUAGUAUGAAAAUCAUUUUGUACAGAUGUUCAUGUAUGUACAGAAAAAAAGAAAAAGGCAAAAAAUAAAGUGGACAUGUUUGACAUCCA
Molecule: messenger RNA, 7253 nt
Organism: Oncorhynchus masou masou (cherry salmon)
Lineage: Eukaryota; Metazoa; Chordata; Actinopteri; Salmoniformes; Salmonidae
Gene: ppp2r5d
Product: protein phosphatase 2, regulatory subunit B', delta
Exons: 17
Coding region: 164-2002 (612 amino acids)
Biological process (GO): signal transduction; protein dephosphorylation
Cellular component (GO): protein phosphatase type 2A complex; nucleus; cytosol
Molecular function (GO): protein phosphatase activator activity
Source: RefSeq, a predicted model, not a curated record